UUUCAGCCGAAAGUCGAUUUUGCGCUCAGCUCGGGCCAAGUGUGCCUGCCCAUGUUCAAUGACAUUCUCGACUCAAUUCAAGCGAGCGAAAACGUCCUCGGGGUCUGUCUGCUGGACGAAAACGGUGUUUGCCUCGGCACUCGCGGACGGCUGACGACUGUCUCGAUGGACCGCUCGACAGACCUGCCUGCCCUCAUUCUCGCAAGCGCACUCAAGCCUAAAGCAGACCAAAGAGCCCCCUUUGCCAUUGUAUGGGAUCAACAUGCCUCGAUGCACAUCAGCCAGAACGCACGCCUGACGCUCGCCGUGCUCAAGCGCGCCCCCUGAUCAGCUGCAGCUACAUGACCUUGCACUAUGGCUAGCGGUCGUACUGUCGGGCGAUACCAGACCGUCCCGACUCGAGCUGUGCAGGCGGAUCGAGGCCAUACCGAGGCUCGAGGCCGCGGUAGGAUCGCGUAGAGAGGUGCAUACCCGCCGCACUUCCUAGCGACUCUGCAACGCUCGUGUCUUUACUGCGCACUGCAAUUGCUUGGGAAGCACUCUCGCCCGUGUCUGUUUUCGGUUUGGUGUCAAAUCGCUUGACUGUCCUGUACUGCCCAGUGAUGAGCGAAAAUGCAGGCGACUCAUCAUCAUCAUUAUCAUCAUCGUCCGCCGUGCGCUCGUUGCCCUCGAUGUCUAGCCCUAACAAGCGGUUGAAGUCGAGUAUAUAGUCGCCUGACCAUUCCGAGACAUUGAGUGCGACAAAGAGCUCAUGAGGUGAGAUGAUGGG
This is a messenger RNA of Mixia osmundae IAM 14324, 769 nucleotides long. RefSeq lists its product as uncharacterized. The record is from RefSeq and is a predicted model, not a curated record. Gene Ontology annotation, cellular component: Ragulator complex; cytoplasm. The coding region runs from base 52 to 327 and encodes 91 amino acids. The transcript is spliced from 5 exons. Lineage: Eukaryota; Fungi; Basidiomycota; Mixiomycetes; Mixiales; Mixiaceae.